AUGCAACCCCUACCACCGCCAAAUACUGGUCCAGCAGUGAAAGGCCCAGCAUUAUUACAAUUGUCGUCCGUCAAUCCUGUAACAUGGUCACGUCCAGGCGAUGGUGAUAUUGUCGUAACGACACCAUCGAGAAAGUCAAUUUACUAUGGCAAUAAAGGCCCAAGUGUAGCUACAGACCAAGGUCAGUUGGAUCAUGACGAUACAAGAAACACAGGCCCAGAAAAUAUUUUUUGGAAUGUGACAGCGCCUACUGGUGUUUAUCAUAUCUGUUUUCAGCAAUAUUCUUUCUCUGUCCCAUCAAACGUUACCAAUCCAAUAACAGCUACAUUUCAAAUACGAAGACCAAACGCUGUAACACAGACAUUAACAAAAACAUUCGUCAAUGGGGAUCGUAUAGUUCCAAACACAUGUAAUUCUACGAUGUUUACGUACGUGGGCUCAGUGAAUUAUCUAUAA
Molecule: messenger RNA, 456 nt
Organism: Rotaria socialis
Lineage: Eukaryota; Metazoa; Rotifera; Eurotatoria; Philodinida; Philodinidae
Source: the annotation of a GenBank genome assembly